This is a messenger RNA of Amaranthus tricolor (Joseph's coat), 479 nucleotides long. Its product is annotated as cytochrome b5-like. The transcript has 5 exons. The record is from RefSeq and is a predicted model, not a curated record. NCBI's taxonomy places the organism in Eukaryota, Viridiplantae, Streptophyta, Magnoliopsida, Caryophyllales, Amaranthaceae. Gene Ontology annotation, cellular component: intracellular membrane-bounded organelle; membrane. Gene Ontology annotation, molecular function: heme binding. The coding region runs from base 1 to 444 and encodes 147 amino acids.
AUGAAGGCUAACAACUUCAAAAGUUCUGAAGUAACUUUAUGCUGGAUGAAUGUAGAAGGGAAGUAUAUGAACGGGUGCUUGCUGAAAAUGCACCAAGAUUUUCAGGACUUGAUUUCUGAUUUCCCUAAUCGGGUUUAUGAUGUGACAUCUUACUUGGAUGAACACCCUGGUGGAGACGAUGUACUUCUCACUGCAACUGCUAAAAGAGCGAAAGAAGAAUUUGAAGAUGUUGGACAUAGCCAAGAUGCAAGGGACAUGUUGAAGAAUUAUUUUGUUGGGGAGAUAGACCCAUCUGCUGCUACUAUACCAGAAACUAAGCAAGAAGAAGAAAGAGCGAACACCAUCCAAAAGAUUAAGGACUUAACUCGACAGUACUGGGCCGUUCCUGUUGCUGUCGUUGGAAUCUCCGUUGUACUUAGCUUCAUUUACUUACGCAGGAAGUGAGGAACAUGUAGAAGAACCAACUCACAUGUAGAGAA